AUGGUUGUCUCUCAAUCAAAGUGGAUAAAUAGAGACAAAAUAUUGCAUUUGUUUUCCUCUUUUUUCUCUUGCACCCAAGAUCAAAAUAAGCUCAGACAUGAGUCUCAUGACGUGGAAAAAAAUCUUCAGAGAGACAAUAAGGUGUUCAGGGAUGAGAACAAGGCUCUCAGAAAAGAAAACAAGUCCCUUUGGGGAGAAAAUAAAGCUCUUCGGAGAGAAAACAAACUCUUCCAAAUGGCCAACCAGUUGAUCCGGGAAGUAAAUCAAUCCUUGAGACAGCAAAAUGAGGCCCUGUGGAAGUUUAAAAAUGUGAUUUUGGGGAGCCAAAAACCAGCAGGGGAAAAAAUUAAUGCUUUGAACACAGAAAGAAAGUCUUAUUGGCAAUGGAAUCGAGCCCGGGAAGCUCAGUUCAAGGCUCUCAGAGAACAGGAGAAGGCCUUCCAGAAUGAGGUGAAAGCUCUUCAGAACGAAAUAAGGUCUCUCCGCGAAGAGAUAAAAGCCUUGCAACACCAGGAGAGAGCAAUAAAAAUGGAGGAACAAGCCCAGAUGAAAGAAGGAAUAGCACUACAGAUGGAAGAACAGGCUCUGUGGAAGGAGGAACAGGCUCUUCGUGAAGCGAACAAGGCUCUUAGAGAAGAAAACAGGGCUCUUCAGGAGGAGGAAAAAGCCCUUCUGGAAGAGGCAAAGGUCCUUGAAGAGUGGAAUAAGAUUCUUCAGGGAGAAGACACCAAACACACUUGCUGGAAAAAUGCACAAGAAUAAAACAGAGC
Ailuropoda melanoleuca (giant panda) is the source of this 770-nucleotide messenger RNA. Its product is annotated as coiled-coil domain-containing protein 70. Lineage: Eukaryota; Metazoa; Chordata; Mammalia; Carnivora; Ursidae. The coding region runs from base 1 to 762 and encodes 253 amino acids. The record is from RefSeq and is a predicted model, not a curated record. The transcript has a single exon.